Messenger RNA from Diutina rugosa, 3045 nucleotides. RefSeq names its product glycine decarboxylase subunit P (gene GCV2). Gene Ontology annotation, biological process: glycine decarboxylation via glycine cleavage system. The record is from RefSeq and is a predicted model, not a curated record. Lineage: Eukaryota; Fungi; Ascomycota; Pichiomycetes; Serinales; Debaryomycetaceae. The coding region runs from base 1 to 3045 and encodes 1014 amino acids. Gene Ontology annotation, molecular function: pyridoxal phosphate binding; glycine dehydrogenase (decarboxylating) activity; glycine binding. Gene Ontology annotation, cellular component: glycine cleavage complex; mitochondrion. The transcript has a single exon.
AUGCUUAGAUCUCGUGUCGUAUUGCGGGCAGCCGCCAAGACUGCUCGGAUCAGAGUUCCCCUGGUGGCAGUGGCUCCUACUCGGUUUUUGGCGACCACCGCCGAUACUUCGCUGGACCACUACGCUAAGGUAUACAACCCUCCCGUAUCCUAUGCCGGUUUGGACACUUUCACUCGUCGCCACAUCGGUCCCAAGCCUGACCAAGUGAAGCACAUGUUGACCACUUUGGGCUACAAGGACAUCGACGAGUUUUUGAAGGCGUCGAUCCCCGAACACGUGCUUGUGAAGCGUCCCCUUCAAGUGGCGCCGCUUGACGGUUACACCGAGCUGGAAAUGCUCGCCCACUUGCACGACAAGGCCGGCAAAAACCGCAUUGCUCGUUCGUUUAUCGGUAAAGGUUACGCCGGUACUCACUUGCCCCCGGUGAUCCAACGCAACUUGUUGGAACUGCCCGAAUGGUACACUUCUUACACUCCCUACCAACCGGAAAUCUCUCAGGGGAGAUUGGAGUCGUUGCUCAACUACCAGACCAUGGUCACCUCGUUGACUGGGUUGGACAUGGCCAACGCGUCGCUUUUGGACGAAGGUACCGCCGCCGGUGAGGCGAUGGCGUUGUCGUUCCACCAGCUGAAGAACAAGAAGAAGACCUACGUCGUCGACACCAACAUCCACCCGCAAACCUUGGACGUGUUGCAAUCGCGGGCCGACAACAUUGGCGUCAAGGUGGUGAAGUUGCCCUUGCUGACUCCCGAAGGGCUCAAGGAGCUUGAGGCUCUUGGUAAGGAUGUGUGUGGGGCGCUUGUGCAAUACCCGGGGACCGACGGGUCGAUCCACGAGUUCGCUGACGUCAUCAAGACCGUCCACGCUAAUAAGGGUCUCGUGGCCAUGGCCACUGACUUGUUGGCGCUUACUUUGCUCAAAUCGCCGGGUGAAUUGGGUGCCGACAUUGCCUUGGGUACCUCGCAACGGUUUGGUGUUCCCUUUGGCUACGGUGGUCCCCACGCUGCCUUCUUUGCCACUUCGCAAAAGUACGCCCGUAAGAUUCCUGGCAGAAUCAUCGGUGUCUCCAAGGACCGUAUCGGCAAGCCGGCGUUGCGGUUGGCUUUGCAAACCCGUGAACAACACAUCAAGCGGGAAAAGGCCACGCUGAACAUCUGUACCGCUCAAGCGUUGCUUGCCAACAUCUCGGCGAUGUACGCUGUGUACCACGGGCCCGAAGGCUUGAAGAACAUCGCUAAGCGUGUUUACGGUUUCACCACCAUUUUGGCCGACGCCAUUGCCAACCAACUGAACCACCAAGUGGUCAACGACAAGUGGUUCGACACUAUCACCGUUAAGCUCUCCGGGGUGCUGGCCAAUGACUUGCUCAAGACCUUGUUGGACGAAUACAACAUCAACAUCUUCAAGGUGGACGACCUGACGGUGUCGGUGACGUUGGACGAGACCGUGACCAAGGAAGAGUUGGAACAAUUGAUCAAGGCCUUCACCGGCAAGGACGCUCAGCUCCCCGCCGAAUUGCCACAAUUGCCCCAAGAAGUUUUGCGUAAGGACCCGAUUUUGACCCACGAAGUGUUCAACACUCACCACUCGGAAACCGCCCUCUUGCGCUACUUGCACCUCUUGCAGCUGAAGGACUUGUCGUUGGCCAACCUGAUGAUCCCCUUGGGUUCGUGCACGAUGAAGCUUAACGCCACGGUUGAAAUGCAAACUUUGCUGAUGCCCGGUUUUGGCCAGAUCCACCCCUUCGUCCCUAAGGACCAAGCUCAAGGUUACAAGGAAUUGAUCGACGAGUUCGAAAAGGACUUGAACGACAUCACUGGUUUCGAUGCUACCACCAACAUGCCUAACCUGGGGGCUCAAGGUGAGUACACCGGGUUGCUGCUUAUCCGUGAAUACCACCGCUCUCGUGGCGACUACGACAAGCGCGACGUGUGCUUGAUCCCCGUGCUGGCUCACGGCACCAACCCUGCCUCUGCCGCCAUGUGUGGCCUCAAGGUGGUUCCCGUCAAGUGCUUGGACAAUGGGUUCAUCGACAUUGAAGACUUGAAGAAGCAAGCGGAAAAGCACCGCGACAGCUUGUGUCUGAUUAUGAUCACCUACCCCUCGACCUAUGGUUUGUACGAGCCUGGUAUUCGUCAAGCCAUCGACAUUGUUCACGACAACGGUGGUUUGGUGUACUUGGACGGGGCCAACAUGAACGCUCAGGUUGGUCUCACCUCCCCUGGUGACUUGGGCGCUGACGUCUGCCACUUGAAUAUCCACAAGACUUUUGCUUUGUCUCACGGUGGUGGUGGUCCCGGCCAAGCCCCCGUGUGUGUCAAGCUGCACUUGGUGCCCUUUUUGCCUAAGCACCACUUUGUUGAGGUGCCUCACGUCACCAACGAAUCGAUCAAGGCCGUCAACUCGGCUCCUUUCGGGCUGGCGUCGGUGAUCCCUGUGUCCUACACUUACAUCAAGAUGUUGGGGGCUAAGGCUUUGCCCUACGUGUCACUGGUGGCCAUGCUUAACGCCAACUACAUCAUGAAGCGCUUGCAAGGUGCGUACCAAAUCUUGUUCAUCGACGGCGAAACCGACGGGUUGCGUCACUGCGCCCACGAGUUCAUCUUGGACCUCCGUGAGUUCAAGAAGGUGGGCAUUGAAGCCAUUGACGUGGCGAAGCGUUUGCAGGACUACGGGUUCCACGCCCCCACCAUGUCGUUCCCCGUUGCUGGUACUUUGAUGAUUGAACCCACCGAGUCGGAAGACUUGGCUGAGUUGGAUCGUUUCAUCGCCGCCAUGUUGCUGAUCCGGGAAGAAAUUGACGCUUACGCUAAGGGUGAACCCUGGGGUCAAGUGCUUAAGAACGCCCCUCACUCGUUGGAAGAUGUUGUGGCCUCGAAGGACUGGGACACUCGUGGUUACACCCGUGAACAAGCGGCCUAUCCCUUGGGCUACUUGAAGACCGCCAAGUGCUGGCCCACUGUGGCUCGCUUGGACGACACCUACGGUGACAUGAACUUGAUUUGCACUUGUCCUUCUGUGGAGGAAUUGGCUGAAAAAGAGUAG